This is a messenger RNA of Drosophila novamexicana, 665 nucleotides long. RefSeq names its product peptidyl-prolyl cis-trans isomerase-like. Gene Ontology annotation, biological process: protein folding; protein peptidyl-prolyl isomerization. NCBI's taxonomy places the organism in Eukaryota, Metazoa, Arthropoda, Insecta, Diptera, Drosophilidae. The coding region runs from base 106 to 600 and encodes 164 amino acids. The record is from RefSeq and is a predicted model, not a curated record. Gene Ontology annotation, cellular component: intracellular membrane-bounded organelle. The transcript has 2 exons. Gene Ontology annotation, molecular function: peptidyl-prolyl cis-trans isomerase activity.
ACAACUUCUGUUGAUUUCUUAGUUCAGUUCUAGCUGCUACGCAGAACGGAUCAGAAAAUUACUUUAUUAGUUGACUGAAGGAUAGAUAAUAAAAACCCUGGGAAGAUGACCUUGCCACGUGUUUAUUUCGACAUUUCUGCCGGAGGCGAAAAACUAGGACGCAUCGUUAUGGAGUUACGUGCGGACGUUGUGCCGAAGACUGCUGAGAAUUUUCGAGCUCUGUGCACCGGAGAGAAGGGCUAUGGCUAUAAGGGCUCCCCGUUUCAUCGGGUCAUACCGGGUUUCAUGUGUCAAGGUGGCGACUUUACCAACCAAAAUGGCACUGGCGGGCGUUCGAUAUAUGGAAACAAGUUUGCUGACGAGAACUUUACCUUGAAGCACACGGGUCCGGGUGUUCUUUCGAUGGCAAAUGCUGGACGUAAUACCAAUGGCUCGCAGUUCUUUAUAUGUACUGGCAAAACCAAUUGGCUGGACAAUAAGCACGUCGUCUUUGGCAAAGUGGUUGAGGGCAUGGACAUUAUUACCAAGGUGGAGACACUUGGCUCUAACAGCGGCAAGACCGCUAAGAAAAUUAUUAUUGAAGACUGUGGUGACUUGUAAGGAAUACAACUUUGUCAUAUUUGUGCUCGUUUGUGUAUUAUAAUCAUACUACAAGAUAUAAAAAA